AUGGGUGACGUGGCAUGGCUCCUUGCAGAGGUGGACUUCUACGCCGCUCAGACCUACAAACAGGAGUUCGAGGAACAGUACCUUCGAGAUAGUCACACGCUGCUGGACAAGUACCGGAAACUGGCCAGUACCUACAAACCGUCGUUUAAGAACGAGUGGGUGACGAAGAGCGCGUGUGGCGACGCGAGGGAGAGGAUCCUGGAGACAGCGAGCGAGGUCGACCCGGAUGUGAUUGUACUGGGAAGUCACGGGCAUGGCGCUAUAACGAGGGUCUUACUGGGGAGUGUGAGCGACCACGUAGCACACACUGCCAAUUGUGCGGUCAUGAUUGUCCCAACCCCGCACCAGUCAAUUCCAUCCACCGUUGCUUCUGCCAUCCCCGGGAUGGAUGCACUUUCCAAAAUAGUCAACUCGGCUCACUAG
Closterium sp. Naga37s-1 is the source of this 423-nucleotide messenger RNA. Lineage: Eukaryota; Viridiplantae; Streptophyta; Zygnematophyceae; Desmidiales; Closteriaceae. The record is from the annotation of a GenBank genome assembly.